GUUACGCGUCCCCUCCUCCUCUCCUUAGCAAGUAGCUUUCUAAUUCCUUCCAUUAAUUCAAAUAGGAAAAGCGUGAGAGAGAAACCAGGAUCUACAGCAGCGCUGGGAAUGAGAGAUAAAGCGAUAGGCAGGGAGAUGCGUGAUUGAUGCACACAGCCAGGAUUACCGGGAAAUAACACACCGGGCAGGAAGCACAAUGCCUGCAUGUGGGACCGUGUCUCCUGCGAGCGGCACGGCAUACUGGGACUCCUAGCUGGGCAGAGCGGCGGCGGAGGCAGAGGGAAGGAGACGGGAAAGACAUUUUAGGUAUCAAAGACCUUUCCAGCUGAAAGGAAAUGGCUUUGGAAAACAAUACCCAUCGCAGUUAUUCAAUUAUACCAUGCUUCAUCUUUGUGGAGCUCGUCAUUAUGGCUGGCACUGUUCUGCUUGCGUACUACUUUGAAUGCACGGAUACCUUUCAAGUGCACAUUCAAGGCUUCUUCUGCCAAGAUGGAAAUCUAAUGAAGCCUUACCCAGGGACUGAGGAUGAAAGUUUCAUUUCCCCUCUGGUACUGUACUGCGUGCUGGCAGCAACACCAACAGCUAUUAUAUUUAUUGGUGAGGUAGCGACUUAUUUCAUAAAGUCGACAAGAGAACACCUGAUAGUUCAAGAAAAAAUGAUUUUGACAGGGGAGUGCUGUUACUUGAACCCAUUAAUCAGACGAACGAUACGAUUUAUAGGAGUUUUUGCAUUUGGGCUAUUUGCAACAGACAUUUUUGUAAAUGCUGGUCAAGUAGUAACAGGCAACCUGACUCCCUAUUUCUUGACUGUGUGUAAACCCAACUACACUGGAACAGAAUGUCUUGCUCACCAUCAGUUUAUCAACAAUGGAAACAUCUGCAAUGGUGAUCCAGAAGUGAUUGAUGAGGCCAGGAGGUCUUUUCCAUCAAAACAAGCUGCUUUAAGUAUAUACUCUGCAUUAUAUGCAACGAUGUACAUCACAAGCACAAUUAAAACAAAAAGUAGCAGACUAGCAAAACCUGUUCUUUGCCUUGGGAUUCUGUGUUCUGCAUUCCUUACCGGGCUGAACCGUGUAUCUGAGUACAGGAACCACUGUGUAGAUGUUAUUGGUGGCUUCAUUCUUGGGACUGCUGUGGCUCUGUUUUUGGGGUUGUGUGUUGUACACAACUUUAAAGGAACACAUGAAACUCCAUCUAAACCGAAACCUGAAGACACAAGAGGAAUGCCCCUAAUGGCUUUUCCCAGAGUUGAGAGUCCUCUUGAGACUUUGAGUGCACAGAAUCACUCUUCAUCUAUGACUGAAGUUACCUGAAAUGAAAAGGCAAAUAAAAAGGAACUGUUUUUUAUACUACAUUAGUGUGAGAACACCAACAAACACAGUUGCUCAUUGUUAAACUGUGACUAUCAGUAUUAUGUUAUAUCUAGUUAGAAGCUGAUGUUUUGUACAAUUUUGUUCAAGGAAGUGAUGUAGCCCUGCUAUAUUUUUCUGUUGUAGUGUCAAAAUUCAACAUCCCAUGUUUAUGCCAUAAUCAAAUUUUCUCCUGUUAUGGUAUAUGGUGCACUAAAAAAAAGAAAGAAAAAAAAUAAGAAAAAAAGAAAAACAACAUCUUUUUGAAUUGUUGAUGUUAUGUGAUCAUGUUUGUAUACAAUUUUUGUAUUAUUUUAUAUGCAUUAGACUGCAGUGUAAAUGAAAAUGCUAUAUACACCUUAAUUUUUGUUUCUUUAUCGACCAGGAGAAUUUUUUACUUGAAACGUGUACAGGAGUGAGCAUAGAAUUUCUUGUUUCUUGUGUAAUUUGCAAACGAACACAAACUUGUCAAGUUUUCUUCCAAACUGUGUCGUUUAUAUCAGUUAUAGGAAACAGCUAAUAGAUUGGUUUGUCUCAUUCACAUGGGCAUAUUUUCUCUAUGUUUAAUGCAGUUAGGGAAAAAUCUAAUUUGGCAAAAAGUGUGGUUAAACUUGUAAACUUGUGCAGUAUUUUUAACCUGCCCUGGAAAGGUACUGUACUGUACUGUACUUGAUUGCAAGAUCCAUUUGAAUGAUGUGUUAUCAUUUGUAUACAUAUAAAUAGUGGUGCAAAUAGGGAAUGAGGAGGAAUUUUUGUGUUAGACAUUAACUGUAGUAAGUAGGAGUUAAAGUUUUGGCCCCACAAAACAUCCAGAGUUGGUGUUAUACAAAUGGAACCUGUAGAUACACAACCUAUAAUGCGGUAAGUUCUGCCCCAUCCACAAGUCACACAUUUUAUAUAGAACAUUUUGGGAUAUUAUCUACUACUACCCUACACAAUUCAUUUUCAACUCCGUUAAGGCUCAAAUCAGUUCUUUUUGUCUCAUUCCCUCAAUUGUAAAGAAAGAAAAGAAAUGUGACAUGUACUAUGCAGGUAUAUAAUGACUCCUCAACCACCACCAACCCUAGAAACAUUCAAAAUCUGCUCUGUACAAUUGUAUAGUGUGCAAAUUAUAAAUGUUACUUCAAUGCUGGUUGGUCGCCAUGGGCAACUUCUCCACUGGCUCACUUCUCCACACUUUUCACUGCUUCAUGACCCCUUACUCCCUAACAAUGUAUACAAGGAAGGAACACAUGGUUUAGAUACUUUAGGCGAGAUGUAAUAGCGUCCGAGGUUGCCGGAGAUGCAGGAUGUCAGACAAUCUCGGGCAUUUGUUUAAAGCAGCAAUCAAUUACACGACAAAACCAUGCCUUGUAAAUGACUGCCGAUUUUAAAAAAAAGUCUGAGAUCAGCCGGCAUCCCACACCUUCGGCAAUCUCGGACGCUAUGACAUCUCGCCUUGUAUGUUUACAUAUGAUAAUUUUUAUUUUUAGUCUUUACAUGUUUACCUUAUCUCUCCUUAAUAACAAUAUUUUGUCAAUGUGUCCUAGACAUCUCUAAUGAGAUGAAUUACAAAAAUAAUACUAAUUAUUAGUAUUAAAGGUAGAAAAAAUAUGCCUUAUACGGAAUUAUGAGUUUCUGGAUAGUGCACAGUAUACAGUAUAUACCCACACCCUGUAAGCGGAAUCAGUCUAUAAAAGUUAAACAGUCUAUUCAUUUAAAUACAUAAGGAAUAUAGUAUGCCUGUGUUGACCAGCCUUCAUUGUAAAACCCAGCUGCUGUUAGGUGUAUGCCAUUACUGGUGUUAAAUAAUGGUUCAGAUAGAACUAUGAUAGCUGUGAAAAUAUUGUUAGUGCUUUGAUGGGAAGCAUUAACUAAAAUGAUUUACACGUACAAACAUGAGCUUGUCUCUCCUGCUGACAUUUUAAUAAAUAAAUAAAGUUUGCCAUUUGUAUACUUCUUUAAAUGAAUUUAUAUCUGUAAAAUAUAAUGCUGACAAUUCUCUCUACAUUUAAAGAGGGGAGUUUAAAGGAUAACUGGGGGUUCAUUGUAAUAUUAUUGGUUACUGUAUACUUUCAAGCAUGACUGAUAUAUAUAGGAUUGUGUGUAUUUUAAAAGUAAGCAAAGCGCGAUGACUGGAUUAAGACAUGAAAUUAAAAAAUUUUCUUGAACUUCUGAUAUAUUUCUCUUAUUUACUAGAUAACAGUUGCAAAAUAGUAAUUUAAAACAUCAUCCUUAUAAAGGGAACACUUUAUUUUCUGGGUAAAAUGCAGCUUUGUUUGGUCAGUUUUCAAUACUUCCCAAGAUAUAUCAGUUUUGUGUUUUCAAAUGUCUGUAUUUCACUCUGGUUCAAACCAGUAAGUACUUGCUGAUGUUUAUAUUUUAAACGUUUUCGAGCAAUAAACUGUUUAAUUUUAA
Molecule: messenger RNA, 3746 nt
Organism: Pseudophryne corroboree (corroboree frog)
Lineage: Eukaryota; Metazoa; Chordata; Amphibia; Anura; Myobatrachidae
Gene: PLPPR1
Product: phospholipid phosphatase related 1
Exons: 8
Coding region: 336-1313 (325 amino acids)
Biological process (GO): phospholipid dephosphorylation; signal transduction; phospholipid metabolic process
Cellular component (GO): plasma membrane
Molecular function (GO): phosphatidate phosphatase activity
Source: RefSeq, a predicted model, not a curated record